This is a messenger RNA of Mercenaria mercenaria, 6067 nucleotides long. Its product is annotated as protocadherin-10-like. Bases 11 to 1711 code for a protein of 566 amino acids. The record is from RefSeq and is a predicted model, not a curated record. NCBI's taxonomy places the organism in Eukaryota, Metazoa, Mollusca, Bivalvia, Venerida, Veneridae. Gene Ontology annotation, biological process: homophilic cell-cell adhesion. The transcript is spliced from 11 exons. Gene Ontology annotation, cellular component: membrane. Gene Ontology annotation, molecular function: calcium ion binding.
AGACCCAACCAUGAUUAAGAAAGGAUGCAUAAUCAUAAGUGCUGCCCUGUGCAUCUUUGUAUCCAACGUGCACGCAGUCUGUGAUCUAGAGCCAGCAUAUUCCAUAUCAGAAACUGCGCCAAAUGGUACUCUGAUAUUUAAUGGAACGAAAACACAAGGACACACUGUAACUUUCCAAGUGAAAAACCCCAAUGCUACAAAGAACCCUCAAGGAUUUAUGAGUGAUAUUAAGAGUGCUCUCAGGCUAACUAACAAUGAUACAACCUUUAAGCUGCAAAACACCCAACAACUAGAUCUGGAGAAGUUUUGGAUAAGUUAUGAAGUUGACAUAACCACGAUAACCCUGACAGUAACCUGCGAUGGAAAUACGAAUGAUGUGUUCAUAAGUGUGACGCCAGUGAAUGAAUUUACUCCAGUAUUUGUAAACAGCCCUUACAAUAUAACAUUACCAGAGUCCACGCGGGUUGGCACUGUGGUAUACAAACUGAAGUCGAAAGUUAAAGAUGAAGAUGUGGGAGGUGUUCAGAACUUUUAUUUCCAAAUUCAUCCAUACAGUAUAGCUGACUAUGACGGGUCAGCCUUUUUCAGUAUUCCGGCUUCUUCAACAGGAAAUAUUACUCUAACAAAACCGCUUGAUUUUGACACAACAGCAAAGAAUACCCGUUCCCUAAACCUAAGUGUAGCGGAUGGCCAAUCAGCUGACGCGAAAACAGCUCGGACCACAUUGCAAGUAAAUAUAGAAGAUGUAGACGACCAAGUGCCGUAUUUUGAGUAUCCAAAUUGUCCAGCGCCGUGUCCAGCGCCGGCAUUUGUGUCUGUAACACGUCUUUUGUACACGGGUUCUUUGGAGAUAACACCACCACUGAAAGGAAAAGAUGACGACACUCUUGGGACUGCUUUACUUUAUUCUAUAAAGUCUGGUAACAAGAACAAUUUAUUCACAAUGGACGCGAGCACAGGUGCUGUCACACAGGCGAAAUCUGUCGAUGCAGCUAAUCUGCCGGACUCUGAGUUUAGACUCGUUAUUGAGGUAAGGAAAGACCUCCAGAACAUUGAUUUGUCAUCCAUCGCCAUCCUUACUGUAAAAGUAUGGGAGCGUUUGCGAAAUGACACAGGAUACCCAAAGCCGCCUGUAGGUCGGUCUACAGAAGAAAAAGACGGCUCUAGCCUUCUGAUUCCUCUUAUUGUCCUUGGAGUAUUGUUAACCAUUGUCAUUGUCGCUCUGAUAGUCGUCUUUGUAAUAUACCGAAAAAAACAACGGGAAAUGGCAGUGGGGCCGGCUGAGGACAAGUCAGAGCCACAGACGGAGGAAGAAGAUCUUCACACUGAAGGCGAAGACUACACUGGAAGAGCUGACUCGGAUGAAAGACUCGUUUUCGGUAACAAGGCCACGCUUGGAAUAAUGACAGACGACUUUCCAAGUACUGCAGGCGGAAGAGCGAAUCAGUUACCUCCCUUGCCUAUGAGAGAUACAGCCACUGAGACAACUGAAGGGAAAAGAAAGAAAAAGUCUAGAAAGCGAAAUAAAAACAAAGAACCAGAAAUAUUUGACGGUACGCGGGAGUACAAUAUGGGCGCAGAUCCAGAGUUUUUCGACUCGACCGAUAAAUCCAGAGUGAAACGGUCGCAAAGAAGUAAAAAGGCGGAUCCCUCCCUCCCAAUUCAAGUGCCAAAUGACAAUGCCGCAGAUAUAGACUCUGUUUACAUGUAGAUAGUUGGACAUUUGCCAAAUAAUUAUCUAUGGAGUUGUUUAUGUCUGCGACAAUUUGUAUCAAAGUAUCCAAGACGAUAUCCGAAAAAAAAGAUCUGUUUUGUUAAAGUAUCUCAUAUAACUAUGGCUGUUUUAAAGCAUUCUGACUUAUAACCACAGCCUGUGGGUGUAUAUUUGUCAUAAGAUUUCAUUAUACAGUACAGUUUAGGACCAUGUUUUAGUGAGGUAUUGAAAGGUAUCUUAUAAUAAGACAGUAAAACUAUAUACUUUUUAACUGAAUCAGAUAUGGAACUACAACACGGGAAGAAUUUGGCCAAGGACAUUGAAAAAACAUCAGAUAAAAAGAAAAUGUGUUUGAUUUACAUGUUUUCCCUCGUAACAGUCUGGUCUUAUAUUUUCACUCGUGGCUACGCUACUUGUUUAAAUAUGUAUUUAAUAUCAACUUAAAAAGACAUUAUGAUCUUGCACUGAAAUGAAUAGAUACCCUCUACUUAUUCGAAGAGUAAGUUAUGUUGAAACAUCCCCGAAACGCUUUACCAAAAUUAUAACCGCACGAGUUGCGUACAGCCCGUUAAGACUAUACACGUGCGUUCAUCAGCAGAUUAUGGAACAAGGGAAAAAAAGAAAUCUUUAAAUAUUUUAAUUAUAUAUUAAGAGAUAUGAUAUAUUUUUGUAUUGUAGAAGUUAUAUUUUGGGCUCUAGUAUUUCCCAUUUGUUUCUGUUUUUUAUUAGCUCACCUGUCACAAAGUGACAUUGUGAGCUUUUGUGAUCGCGCGGUGUUCGUCGUCCGUCGUCCGUCCGAGCGUCCUUGCGUGCGUCCGUAAACUUUUGCUUGUGACCACUCUAGAGGUCACAUUUUUCAUGGGAUCUUUAUGAAAGUUGGUCAGAAUGUUUAUCUUGAUGAGAUCUAGGUCAAGUUUGAAACUGGGUCACGUGCCAUCAAAAACUAGGUCAGUAGGUUUGAAAAUAGAAAAACAUUGUGACCUCUCUAGAGGCCAUAUAUUUCACAAGAUCUUCAUGAAAAUUGGUCAGAAUGUUCACCUUGAUGAUAUCUAGGUCAAGUUCGAAACUGGGUCACGUGCCAUCAAAAACUAGAUCAGUAGGUCUAAAAAUAGAAAAACCUUGUGACCUCUAGAGGCCAUAUAUUUCACAAGAUCUUCAUGAAAGUUAGUCAGAACGUUCACCUUGAUGAUAUCUAGGUCAAGUUCGAAAGUGGGUCACGUGCCUUUAAAACUAGGUCAGUAGGUCAAAUAAUAGAAAAAACUUGUGACCUCUCUAAAGGCCAUAUUUUUCAUGGGAUCUGUAUGAAAGUUGGUCUGAAUGUUCAUCUUGAUGAUAUCUAGGUCAAAUUUGAAACUGGGUCAUGUGCGGUAAAAAACUAGGUCAGUAGGUCUAAAAAUAGAAAAACCUUGUGACCUCUCUAGAGGCCAUAUAUUUCAUGAAAUCUUCAUGAAAAUUGGUCAGAAUGUUCAUCUUGAUGAUAUCUAAGUCAGGUUCGAAAGUGGGUCACGUGCCAUCAAAAACUAGGUCAGUAGGUCAAAUAAUGGAAAAACCUUGUGACCUCUCUAAAGGCCAUAUUUUUCAUGGGAUCUGUAUGAAAAUUGGUCUGAGUGUUCAUCCUAAUGAUAUCUAGGUCAAAUUCGAAACAGGGUCAAGUGCGGUCAAAAACUAGGUCAGUAGGUCUAAAAAUAGAAAAAUCUUGUGACCUCUCUAGAGGCCAUACUUUUGAAUGGAUCUCCAUAAAAAUAAGUCAGAAUGUUCACCUUGAUGAUAUCUAGGCCAAAUUUGAAACUGGAUCACGUGCCUUCAAAAACUAGGUCAGUAGGUCAAAUAAUAAAAAAACCCUCUAGAGGCCAUACUUUUCAUGGAAUCUGUAUGAAAGUUGGUCUGAAUGUUCAUCUUGACGAUAUCUAGGUCAAGUUUUAAACUGGGUCAACUGCGUUCAAAAACUAUGUCAGUAGGUCUAAAAUUAUUAAAAUCUUUUGACCUCUCUAGAGGCCACAUUUUUCAAUGGAUCUUCAUGAAAAUUGAUCUGAAUGUUCACCUUGAUGACAUCUAGAUUAAGUUCGAAACUGGAUCACGUGCGGUCAAAAACUAGGCCAGUAGGUAUAAAAAUAGAAAAACCUUGUGACCUCUCUAGAGGCCAUAUUUUUCAUGAGAUCUUCAUGAAAAUUAGUGAGAAUGUUCACUUAUUGAUAACUAGGUAAGGUUCAAAACAGGGUCACGUACCUUCGAAAACUAGGUCAAUAGGUCAAAUAAUAGAAAAACCUUACGACCUCUCUAGAGGCCAUAUUUUUCAAUGGAUCUUCAUGAAAAUUGGUCAGAAUUUUUAUCUUGAUAAUAUCUAGGUCAAGUUCAAAACUGGGUCACAUGAGCUCAAAAACUAGGUCACUAUGUCAAAUAAUAGAAAAAACGACGUCAUACUCAAAACUGGGUCAUGUGGGAAGAGGUGAGCGAUUCAGGACCAUCAUGGUCCUCUUGUUUUAUUUAUGAGAGGAGACAUUUGUUAUUUAUUUUUAAUGUUUAUACGGUUGUUAGCUGUGAUAUAAUAUUCAGUACGUCUGUACUUGUCUUGUACUGCUUGUAUUUGAACGGAAUUUAGACUCUGUUUAGGUUCCAAUCUUUGAUAUGAUUAUGUCAUUUGUGUAGAAGAUGUCAGUAAUGAACAUAUCUGAAGUUCUAAAAUUGUCAGGUAACAGUACUGCUUGACAAAGUGUUUUUCUAGACUUCAUAAAAUGUUCCCAUAUUUUCAGUAGCGAACAUUUCACAGUUCUUAAGUCCUAACAUGUUUCUAUCUUUCCAAUUACGAACAUUAACAAAGUUUUAAAAUUAUCAAAAACAAUAGCGUUUUCCUUGUUUUAAGCUUCUCAUAUGUUGCCAUCUUUUCAGUAUCGAGCAUUACCAAGUUCCUAAAAUUGUUAGACACCUAAAUUCGAUUUCAUUUAUUUUUCAGUAUCGAGCAUUACCAAGUUCCUAAAAUUGUUAGACACCUAAAUUCGAUUUCAUUUAUUUUUCAGUAUCGAGCAUUACCAAGUUCCUAAAAUUGUUAGACACCUAAAUUCGAUUUCAUUUAUUUUUCAGUAUCGAGCAUUACCAAGUUCCUAAAAUUGUUAGACACCUAAAUUCGAUUUCAUUUAUUUUUCAGUAUCGAGCAUUACCAAGUUCCUAAAAUUGUUAGACACCUAAAUUCGAUUUCAUUUAUUUUUCAGUAUCGAGCAUUACCAAGUUCCUAAAAUUGUUAGACACCUAAAUUCGAUUUCAUUUAUUUUUCAGUAUCGAGCAUUACCAAGUUCCUAAAAUUGUUAGACACCUAAAUUCGAUUUCAUUUAUUUUUCAGUAUCGAGCAUUACCAAGUUCCUAAAAUUGUUAGACACCUAAAUUCGAUUUCAUUUAUUUUUCAGUAUCGAACAUUACCGAGUUCAUCUUAUUAUUAGCAAACACAUUCUAAACUUCUAAUAUUUUCCAUCUGUUCGGUACUCAGUAGUGAACAUUACCGAGUUCCUAAAAAGGUUAGAAAAUACAUUCUGAAAUUCUGAUGUGUUCUAUUCAGUACUGAAAUUAACCAUGUUUCUAAAAAGGUUAGAAAUCGCAUUAUAGACUUUUGAUAGUUUCCAUCUCUUCAGUAUCGAAUAUUGCAGAGUUUCAAAUUUUGUUAAGAUACAGUACUCUUUCUCACUAUUAGGCUUCUAAGAACGAUUUUCAGACACCUGUCGAAUUUCGAAAAUAGCACGACUAUUUCAGUGGAACGAAAAACAAAAAAUUCUUUGUCAAGCAACUGUAAAAAAAUAAUCGGGUAGUUUCAGGGCAUUAAUGAAAAUAUGUUUAUACUACGAGCGCUUGGCGACGGCGGUUCCAUGAUUCCUUGCCUAGAAAUUUGACGGAAAAGCUCUAUGUCUUAAUAAUAAAACAAAUUGAAAUCUUAAAGUCUGCAAUUGUUCGGCAACAUUCAGAAAUUACUUACAUGUAUCAAUAAUCUUGUACUAAAUUAGUAUUAUAGAUUUAUUUAAAAGAAUGUCCCAUUGAAAAUGUUUAAGUCUUUUAAUUCCAUUUUACUAAUAGAAAUUCCGUUAUGCAAAUGUAAAAUCUGAAAAUAAGGUAAUGUACCUGUGUUCAGAAUUUUGAAAUUUCAGACAUUAAUGUAUAGAUGCAAGACAUUUCUUAAAUUACCGAAACAUUCAGACGAUCAACCUCACCUCUUCUUAGACUGAAUAUGUACGUGUAAAAUACAGUAGCUGUAGUUUCUUGCUCUUUGUGUUACCAUGUGAUGUGAUUUGGAAAUCAAAGUUGAAAUGCUAGUCAAUAUUAGAUACAGUAUGUACUGUAAAGAAAGGAUUUUUCAAUAAAUUAUGAAAUAUA